Prorocentrum cordatum is the source of this 1089-nucleotide messenger RNA. NCBI's taxonomy places the organism in Eukaryota, Dinophyceae, Prorocentrales, Prorocentraceae. The record is from the annotation of a GenBank genome assembly.
GAGGCUCAGCCGGAUGCGCCGCCCCUCCUGCCGACGCCUCCCGCUCUCGGCCACGAGGCUCCCGGCGCCGGUUCCGGGCCCAGGCCCGCGGUGCCGCUGCCCAUUCCCGCGGCGGCCGCCGCGGCGCAGCGCCAGCGGAGGCACCACGCCGCCCGCGCUCCGGCGGCCGCGGGCGCGGCGCCGGCCAAUGCUGCAGGGGCCGCCGCGGCGGCGGCCGCGAGGGAGGUUCACGUCCACCUGGAAAGCGCGGCGAUGCCCUCGCAUGAGCGGCCCAGGGCACGGCACGCUCACGCGGCGCCCGCCGGGCCUCCGCGCAUGGGCGCGCCGGGCAGAGCGGAGCAGGACUGGGGCCGUCGCCCCGCCCGCGCGCCACGGGCUGCCCUCUCCGACGUGGGCCAGGCACCGCCAGGCGGCGGAGUUGCCGCCUCGGACGCGCCGCGGGCCCCCCACGCCAGCCUGCCUCCGCCACCUGCCCAGGGUCCUCCCGCGGUGCCCGAGGGGCCCGCGCCCUCGGUGGGCGACAGGGCCUCGUUCCCCGCCCUGCCCGCGAGCUUCGAGGAGGACGGUGCCGGCGCCGAGGCGCCGCCGCCCGGCAGCUCCGCGUUCGACGCCCCGGCAGCCGCCCCGCCUCGGCGGCCCCGGCUCAGGACAGCGGCGCCGGCGCGUGGUUCCGCUCCAUGCUCACGUGGUUCUGGCACGCGCCCGCGGCCCCGUCGAAGGCGCCCGCGGCCCAGAGGCCAGCGGCAAGGGCCGAGCUGCUGCGGGUCGCGAGGAAGGGCAGCGGCGAGGACAGGAUGCGUUGGCGCACCAACUUCGAGGCGACGGACGACCGCCAGCGCGACAUACCAAUCGCCGACGCGUUCGGUCAGCUCGAGCAGGAGGACGAGGACCCACGAUCGGUCGAGAGCCUUCAUCGCGAGGACGUCGCUGCGCGGACCGAGGCAGAGCACAAGCCCCUGGAGCUCGCGCAGGGGGGGCUGCCGGUGCAGACCGCCAGCACUCGCGUCAGCAACUUCUGGAAGGCCAUGGAGAGCGAGGACUCCGACAUGGGCAAGGCCCUCGAUCAGGACAGGGAUUUUUGAUCAUUGA